Molecule: messenger RNA, 2858 nt
Organism: Periconia digitata
Lineage: Eukaryota; Fungi; Ascomycota; Dothideomycetes; Pleosporales; Periconiaceae
Source: the annotation of a GenBank genome assembly
GAUUUCUCACUCGACCAAAACAUAUCGAAGUGCAGAUGCUUGGAGAUGGGGAAGGGAAUAUAGUCCACCUCUUCGAAAGAGACUGCACGAUCCAGAGAAAACACCAGAAAAUCAUCGAGAUAGCACCUGCACCAUCUUUGCAGCCGGAACUGAAACAGCGAAUUACCGAAUCGGCUUUGAAGCUAGCAGGACGUGCAAACUAUGAAAACGCGGGCACGGUAGAGUUCUUGGUUGAAGGAGACGAAUUCUUCUUCAUAGAGAUGAAUCCGCGGAUUCAAGUAGAACACACGGUCACGGAAGAGAUAACUGGAAUCGACCUCAUCCAAGCUCAACUACAAAUUGCUUGUGGCAGAUCUCUUGCAGACUUGAAUCUGCUGCAACACCAGAUUGCCCAACGAGGUGUUUCAAUCCAAUGCCGCAUCACGACUGAAGUGCCCUCUCAAAACUUCCGACCGGACACUGGAACUAUAACAUCCUUCAAGAUACCCUCCGGUCAUGGAAUACGUAUCGACAGCGCCGCGCUCGGUCCCGGCUCAAUUGUCAAGCAGCAUUACGACCCUAUGGUUCUGAAGUGCAUCAGCCACGCGUCCGACUUCGACCAAGCAAAGAGCAUCAUGAUCCGUGCUUUAAGGGAGUUGGAAAUUCAAGGGGUCGAAACAAACAUGGACUUCCUGAUCAAAAUCUUGCUUACACCUGAACUUCAACAUGCAAAACACUGGACGACAUUUCUCGAAGACACACCGAGCUUGAUGCAACUGGAACCCGCUCCGGAUUCGAUUGAAAAGUUGCUUGCUUUCUUGGGGGACGCAGUGAUUAACGGGACAAGAGUGAUUGGUCAAACGAAACCCCCAGCCAGAAUGACUCCCCUGGAACCAGCCCGUCUUUCUACCUCUUCUGGCAAGCACCCCGCGCUGCUAGACACACCAUGUCAGUCCGGCUGGAGAAACGUUCUCCUGGAAAGAGGCCCCAAGGCUUUUGCGCAAGCGGUUAGGGACCACAAGCACACACUCAUUACGGAUACAACCUGGCGUGAUGGACAGCAAUCGCUGCUAGCUACUAGGGUACGAACCAAGGAUUUGUUAGGAGUCGCAACAGCUACAAGUCAUGCAUACAGUAAGGCGUACAGUUUGGAAUGCUGGGGAGGAGCGACAUUCGAUGUGGCGUAUCGGUUCUUGUUCGAGGAUCCUUGGGAGAGGCUGAGAUCACUCCGGAAGACAGUGCCAAACAUUCCUUUCCAGAUGCUGCUCAGAAGCACCAACGCAGUGGCGUACUCAGCGCUACCAGACAACGCCUUGACGCACUUUGUCCAUCUCGCCAAACAAAACGGUAUCGACAUCUUCCGUAUCUUUGACAGCCUCAACGACACUGCCAACCUCGAAGUUGGGAUCCGAGCCGCUCUAUCCGCCGGCGGCGUAGUCGAGGGUGCGAUCAUGUAUACGGGCGACAUGCUGGGCGUAUGCAAGUAUAGCCUCGCAUACUACAUGGACCUCGUCGACAAGCUCGUCACUUUCGGGGUGCACAUCAUCGCCAUCAAGUCGAUGUCGGGAGUAAUGAAACCCAGUGCGGGGAGGAUCUUAGUCCGCACAAUCAGAGAGAAGUACCCAGACGUCCCCAUCCACAUGCAUACGCACGAUACGAAUGGCACAGGUGUGGCGACGAUGCUAGCGUGCACUGAAGCCGGAGCAGAUAUCGUGGAUACAGCGAUUGACAGUCUAUCUGGAACAACGUCACAGCCAGCAGCAAGCGCAAUGAUUGCAUCACUUGAAUACAGCCUCAAUUCUGCCGAGUUGAGCCUGAAUGCCAUAUCGCAGAUCGACGCGUACUGGGCCCAGCUGCGCCUCAUGUAUGCCGGGUUCGACGCAGACCUCCGCUCGCCAGACUGCACCGUGUAUACCCACGAAAUUCCUGGUGGACAGUACUCAAACCUGCAGUUCCAAGCGCGCCAGCUCGGACUCGGCGCACAAUGGGAAGAAACCAAAGCCGCAUACACAGCUGCAAAUGCCUUACUAGGCGAUAUCAUCAAAGCGACCCCAACAUCCAAAGCGGUCGGCGAUCUGGCGCAGUUCAUGGUCGAAAACAAGCUCUCUCCUUCUACCGUCCAGACCGACGCUGCAAAACUAGACUUCCCAGCUUCAGUCCUCGAUUUCUUCGCGGGGAAUAUGGGAUGUCCGUUUGAUGGAUUUCCGGAGCCCCUCCGCACACAUGCGCUGCGGUACUCACCAAAGAGCGACAAAAAGCUUCGGCCAGGUUUGGCUCUCCCACAAGUUGACUUUGAAGCCUUGCGCGCAGAGAUACAGGCUAUGUUUCCUCACCCACGACCCACCGACUGUGACGUAUCAAGCUACAUUCUGUUCCCAGAGGUGUACAUGGAAUACAGGCGCUUCAAACAACAAUUCGGAGACGUCACUCAAGUCCCGACCGAGGUUUUUGUGACGACGAUGACGCCAGGGCAAGAGAUCAGCGUGCAGACGGCGGAUAGAAAGACCUGGAGAGUCAAACUGGGUGCCGUCGGGACAGCAGAUGAAGACGGAAUGCGUGAUAUCUGGUGGCUUGUCAAUGGGGUUUGGAAGCUAGGACGGAGCUUGGAUAACGCAGCGCAACCUCCCCCCAAACGUAUCAAGGCAAAUCCCCUCGAUCGAGAAGAUAUCGGAUCGCCUAUGGCUGGGCGUAUUGCGCGGGUAUUUUUGGAAGAAGGCGAUUCGGUGCAGGAGGGCGACAGCGUGAUAUUGAUCUCGGCCAUGAAAAUGGAGAUUAAAGUCAGCGCAAAAUGCAGGGGUCACAUUGCGCAAUUAGCAGUGCAACAAGGUGAUAUGGUAGAGAAGAAUGAUCUUUUGUUCCGUAUGGAGUCUCGUGUAUAA